GUCUUAAAUCGCCACAUAGACGCCUUCGGCAUAGGAGGGAAAUUAGGCGACGUUGACGCGCAAGUACCAGUUAAUACGAAGCCCGACGCGACCCCCGUCAGCCUGCCCAACUACGCCGCUUCGCCAGCUAAGAGACAAAUCAUCGAGAAUCAGGUGAACGAGUGGCUGGCGCAUGAAGUCAUCGAGGAGUCCUCUAGCCCUUGGGGCUUCCCAGUAGUGGUCGUAUUUCGCAACGGAAAG
Schizophyllum commune H4-8 is the source of this 240-nucleotide messenger RNA. RefSeq lists its product as uncharacterized. The annotation marks the transcript as partial. The transcript has a single exon. The record is from RefSeq and is a predicted model, not a curated record. NCBI's taxonomy places the organism in Eukaryota, Fungi, Basidiomycota, Agaricomycetes, Agaricales, Schizophyllaceae.